UUCGCGACUAGUUCGCGAGAUCACAACAUUUAGUGAUAACUUAGAUUUAUUUUUUUAGUAUAACAAGUGACGAUUUCCAGAAAUUUAGCAGGGCAAUAACAUUUAAUCCCACAUAAUUUUAUUGUAAAACACACAAUACGUAAUCGCUGCUAAUUUUAUCUGUGUGAUGCAAGAGGUUUUGAUCUUAGAGAAACACGAAGGUCCAUGCGUCCAGACAUUGCUUAGUUAGUCUGUGUGCUGCGCAUGGCGGCUUACAUCAAUCGCACUCUUAUGUCAGGAGACGGACCAGCAAUUAGAGGUCCUGUUCUAUCUUCCGAUAUGAAGUACAAGGAUUGCUCACCAUUACAGACUUUUGUCAGUGCCAAAAGGAAAAUCAAUGAUAUAUUUGUUGAAAUCAGUGAUUUUGUGCAGGAAACAGCUAAAUAUGUUGAAGCAAUUGAUAGAGAUGAAAAAAUAAUUCAUAAGCCAGAGGUUGAACUAGUGAGUGGCUAUGUGUCAAAGGUCAGAGCAAUUCAGGACAUACUGUCCAGGAAUCACAUGAAAGUCGUUUUCUUUGGGCGAACAAGUAAUGGUAAAAGCAGUGUAAUCAAUGCUAUGCUUCGAGACAAAGUUCUUCCAAGUGGCAUUGGGCAUACAACCAACUGUUUUUUGCAAGUUGAAGGCUCUGACAAUGGCGAAUCUUACCUAGUAACGGAAGCAAGCCCUGAAAAGCAAAACGUUAAGUCUGUUUCAAACUUGGCGCAUGCAUUGUGUGAAGAAAAGCUGAACGAGAACGAGCUUGUACGCGUUUUCUGGCCAAGAGAUAAAUGUCUCCUCCUUCGUGAUGAUGUUGUUUUAGUUGAUUCACCAGGGAUUGAUGUCACUCCUAAUCUGGAUGACUGGAUUGACAAACACUGUCUUGAUGCUGAUGUCUUCGUUCUUGUUGUCAAUGCAGAGUCAACGCUCAUGGUCACUGAAAAGAAUUUCUUUCACAAAGUGUCGACAAAGCUCUCCAAGCCGAAUAUAUUCAUUCUUAAUAACCGGUGGGAUGCCUCUGCAUCAGAACCAGAAUUUUUAGAGCAAGUUCGAGCCCAACACACGGAGAGAGCGGUAGAUUUCCUGACAAAAGAACUGAAAGUUUGCUCAGCAAAAGAGGCCAAGGAAAGGAUUUUCUUUGUCUCGGCUAAAGAAGUGCUCCAGGCCAGAUUGCAGGAACAGAAAGGACAGCAGCUACAUAGUGGUGCCUUAGCAGAAGGAUUCCCUACAAGAUACCUGGAGUUUCAAGGAUUUGAGGAAAAAUUCGAAGAAUGUAUUUCAAAGUCUGCCAUACAAACCAAGUUCCAUCAGCACUCAAAGAGAGGGAAACUGGUUGCAGAUGAUGUAAAGAAUGUAAUGGAAACCGUCCACGAACGGGCGCAACAACAAAAAACAGAGCUAAUGAAUAAGAAGAAAGAAGUCAAUGAUAAACUGAAUCACACUGAGCAACAAGUGCAGUUGAUCACAAUUGAAAUGAAGAAGAAAAUUCAUCAUAUGGUCGAAGAUGUGGAAGAAAAGGUGUCCAAGGCCCUGUACGAAGAAAUUAGGCGAUUAAAUGUCUUGGUGGAUGAGUUCAAUCAACCAUUCCACUCAGAUCCUUUGGUUUUGAACGUGUACAAAAAAGAGCUUCACUCUCAUGUUGAAAGUGGCCUUGAUAGCAAUUUGCGAGGACGCCUUUCAACUGCUUUGGCAAUGAACAUUGACAACAGUCAGCGCGAAAUGACAGAUCGAAUGGCUUCCUUACUACCUCCUCAAAAGAAGCAGCUUUCCAUGACUGUGCUGCCGAAGCGGGAACCAUUUGAAAUCUUGUAUAGGAUCAAUUGUGAUAAUUUAUGCUCCGAUUUCAAAGAAGACCUUGAGUUUAGAUUCUCCUGGGGCAUCGUGUCCCUCAUACAAAGAUUUGUCGGAAACAAGGACAAAGCAAAUGCAAUCGCCCUCCAGAAUUACAACUAUACACCAAUGGUUUCAACACCUCCUGCAAUUCAACCAAGCAACAUGCACUCUACAAUUCCUUUCAUUGACUCCUCCAUGUCGGCAGAUGAUUGGUCAGUCAUUUCUCGUUUAGCCAUGUUAUCAUCCAUCGGGUCUCAAAGUACAAUGGGUGGACUUCUUAUCGGAGGAGUUCUGCUGAAAACAGUCGGAUGGAGAAUAAUUCUAGUCACUGGAGCAGUUUACGGUUGCUUGUAUCUCUACGAAAGAUUAACAUGGACCAACAAAGCUAAAGAGCGCCUGUUUAAGCGACAGUAUGUAGAUCAUGUUUCCCGAAAGCUUGGUGUUAUCGUAGACUUAACAUCUGCUAAUUGUAGUCAUCAAGUUCAGCAAGAGCUUGUGAGAACGUUCGCUCGCUUGUGCCAACUGGUCGACGAAACAACAACUGAACUCCGUGAUGAAAACAACACGUUGACUGAAAGAUUAGAAUACUUAGAAACAGCGGCAAGUGCAACUAAAAUUCUUCGUAAUAAGGCUAUUUACGUCGCUAAAGAGUUGGCCAUGUUUGAUGAUGCUUAUCUUGGCGGCUCCCAGUGAAAUUUGCACUGUGCUAGAAUUUAGUUACCCCUAGUCCGUUGCCAACCUUUCGAAACAAUACUAACACCUGAGCAAAAUCUAGUUGUUAACCUAGUUGUUAUUUGUUAUCCUUGGUUUUGAAGUACCUACCUAGCCUCGCUUCUGUCUCACAGGUUAGUGUUAUUAUUUUAUUAUCUGGUAAAGUCCCUGAUUUUAGUUGAUCCAAUUUUUGAUUGUCCAAUCAAAUAAUUAACCUCAAAGUCGAUUAUUUUUUUUCUCCGUUUUAGGAUAGACUUCUGUUCAGUUUGAGUAAAUACAUUGUGUUUCAAACGUU
Messenger RNA from Bemisia tabaci, 2854 nucleotides. It is a transcript of the gene Marf, whose product is annotated as Mitochondrial assembly regulatory factor. The record is from RefSeq and is a predicted model, not a curated record. Gene Ontology annotation, molecular function: GTPase activity; GTP binding. Lineage: Eukaryota; Metazoa; Arthropoda; Insecta; Hemiptera; Aleyrodidae. Gene Ontology annotation, cellular component: mitochondrial outer membrane. Gene Ontology annotation, biological process: mitochondrial fusion; mitochondrion localization.